GUCACGUGACUGCUCCACACCAGAAGUGAGGACGAGAAGAACCGGAAGUACCGGCGCUGCCGGGCCUUAGCCAUGGCACCCACUAUCCAAACGCAGGCGCAGCGGGAGGAGCCGGGGCACAGGCCCAGCUCUCACCGGACUCUGCCCGAGAGGUCAGGCGUUGUGUGUCGGGUCAAGUACUGCAACAGCCUCCCUGACAUCCCCUUCGACCCCAAAUUCAUCACCUACCCCUUCGACCAGAGCCGGUUUGUGCAGUACAAGGCGACGUCGUUGGAGAAACAGCACAAACACGAUCUCCUCACCGAGCCCGACCUUGGCGUCACCAUCGACCUCAUCAACCCCGACACCUACCGGGGCGACAGUGCGGUGUUGUUGGACCCUGCGGAUGAGAAGCUGUUGGAGGAGGAGAUCCAGGCACCCACCAGCUCCAAGAGAUCGCAGCAACACGCUAAGGUGGUGCCAUGGAUGCGGAAAACCGAGUACAUCUCCACCGAGUUCAACCGCUACGGAGUCUCCAACGAGAAACCCGAGGUCAAGAUCGGGGUCUCGGUGAAGCAGCAGUUCACCGAGGAGGAGAUCUACAAGGAUCGCGACAGCCAGAUUGCUGCCAUCGAGAAGACAUUCGAGGAUGCCCAGAAAGCGAUCACUCAGCACUACAGCAAACCCCGCGUCACCCCCGUCGAGGUGAUGCCAGUCUUCCCUGACUUCAAGAUGUGGAUCAACCCUUGUGCCCAAGUGAUCUUCGACUCGGACCCUGCGCCCAAGGACACGAGCGGCGCGGCCGCCUUGGAAAUGAUGUCCCAGGCCAUGAUCCGGGGGAUGAUGGAUGAAGAAGGGAACCAGUUCGUGGCUUAUUUCCUCCCCGUGGAGGAGACGCUGCGCAAGCGGAAGCGUGACCUGGAGGAGGAGAUGGAUUACGCGCCCGAGGAUGUUUAUGACUACAAGAUUGCACGUGAGUACAACUGGAAUGUGAAAAACAAAGCCAGUAAAGGCUAUGAAGAGAACUAUUUCUUCAUCUUCCGUGAGGGAGAUGGCGUCUACUACAACGAACUGGAGACCCGGGUGCGGCUGAGCAAGCGUCGGGCGCGGGGCGGGGCGGGAGCACCAUCGGGGACCAACGCGGUACUGGUGGUGAAACACCGUGAGAUGAACGAGAAGGAGCUCGAGGCGCAGGAGGCGCGUCGGGCGCAGUUGGAGAACCACGAGCCCGAGGAGGAGGAGGAGGAGGAGGCAGAGCCCGAGAGAGGGGCGGGCGCCUCGGACGAGGAGCGCGAGAAGGGGAGCGAGAGCGAGGGGGGAGCAAGCGGCGCCGAGGACGAGGAGGAAGAAGACGAGGCCGAAGGCUCCGGCGGCAGCAGCAGCGAUGGGGGGGGCUCGGCCCGCAGCGAGGAAGAAGAAGAGGAAGAGGAAACACGGGGGGGUCAGCGCCGGGGAGCAGCAGGGGGCGACGCAGCUCGAGCUGCCCGCGACCAGGAGGAAAUCUUUGGCAGCGACAACGACGAGGAGGAAGAGGAAGAAGAAGAGGAAGAGGAAGGGGGGGAGGAAGGCUCCGAGGGGGGGGGCAGCGAGGCGGGGCCCCCCCGAAGCCCCCGGCUCAGCCCCAGCGACGAGGAAGAAGAGGAAGAGGAAGAAGAGGAGGAAGAAAGCGGCAGCAAUGCCUCCGACUCCUCCAGCGACUGAUGGGGGGAGGGAAGCACCAAAAUUUGGGACUUUGGGGCAAAAAAACCCACCAAUUUGGAGGAAAAACACACUGUUUGGGGGCAAAAUCAUGGGAAUUUGGGACUUUGGGGGGAAAAAAACACCAAUUUGGGGGCAAAACCUGCCAUUUUGGGGCAAAAUCACAGGAAUUUGGGUCUUUGGGAGCAAAAACUCACCAUUUGGGGCAGAAUCGUGGGAAUGUGGGAUUUUGGGGGCAAACCCCCACCAAUUUUGGGGAAAAAACCACCAUUUUGGGAAAAACUCAUGGGAAUUUGGUGGCAAAAAAUCACCAAUUUGGGAUUUUGGUGAAAUCCCAGACGUUUGGGGUAGGAUUUUCAGAUUUUGGGGUUUGGUGGGGGGAUUUUGGGGCAAAACCUACAGGAUUUGGUCCGGAGGGUGGAAUUUUGGGGCAAAACCAGGGGCUUUUGGGUUUUUGUGUCUCUUUAAUCCCGUUGUCAUGGUUACCAGCCAUA
Molecule: messenger RNA, 2171 nt
Organism: Cuculus canorus (common cuckoo)
Lineage: Eukaryota; Metazoa; Chordata; Aves; Cuculiformes; Cuculidae
Gene: PAF1
Product: PAF1 homolog, Paf1/RNA polymerase II complex component
Exons: 14
Coding region: 73-1680 (535 amino acids)
Biological process (GO): transcription elongation by RNA polymerase II
Cellular component (GO): Cdc73/Paf1 complex
Molecular function (GO): RNA polymerase II complex binding; chromatin binding
Source: RefSeq, a predicted model, not a curated record